Messenger RNA from Apus apus (common swift), 5084 nucleotides. It is a transcript of the gene DNAJC16, whose product is annotated as DnaJ heat shock protein family (Hsp40) member C16. The transcript has 14 exons. The record is from RefSeq and is a predicted model, not a curated record. Bases 58 to 2397 code for a protein of 779 amino acids. Lineage: Eukaryota; Metazoa; Chordata; Aves; Apodiformes; Apodidae.
GGCGGCCCGUCCGUCCGUCCGCGGCCCCGGCCGGUCCCCGCUCCCCGCUGCCGGGCCAUGGAGCCGGGCCGGGCCGGGCUGGGCUGGGCCGCCGCUCUGCUGCUGCUGCUGCUGGCGGCGCUGGGAGCGCAGGCGGCGGCGGGAGACUUCGACCCGUACCGCGUCCUGGGGGUGGGCCGGAGCUGCCGCCAGGCCGACAUCAAGAAGGCCUACAAGCGUCUGGCCCGGGAGUGGCACCCUGACAAAAACAAGGACCCAGGAGCAGAGGACAAAUUCAUCCAGAUCAGCAAGGCCUACGAGAUUCUCUCCAACGAGGAAAAAAGGGCCAACUUUGACCGUUAUGGAGCUGCUGGGGAAGGUCAAGGCUACUCCCAGCAACGCCAGUUCCACCACUUCCAUGAAGGCUUCUACUUUGAUGAGUCCUUCUUCCAUUUCCCUUUCAAUUCCGAGAGGCGGGACACGUCCGACGAGAAGUAUUUGCUCCAUUAUUCCCACUACAUCCAUGAAAUCGUGCCAGACAGUUUCAAGAAGCCUUACCUGAUUAAAAUCACCUCUGACUGGUGUUUCAGCUGCAUCCACAUCGAGCCAGUGUGGAAGGAAGUGGCUCAGGAGUUGGAGGUGCUGGGGGUGGGGAUCGGGGUGGUGCACGCAGGCUACGAGAGGCGCCUGGCCCAUCACCUGGGGGCUCACAGCACCCCCUCCCUGCUGGGGCUCAUCAAUGGGAAAAUCACCUUCUUCCACAACGCUGUCCUUCGGGAAAACCUGCGGCAGUUUGUGGAGAACCUUCUGCCAGGGAAUCUCGUGGAGAAGGUCACAGAUAAAAACUACAUCCAGUUUCUCUCCAACUGGAAGAAGGAAAACAAGCCCCACGUCCUUCUGUUUGACCACAUGCCAGUUGUGCCACUGUUAUAUAAGCUGACUGCCUUUGCCUACCGCGAUUACCUGUCCUUCGGUUACGUCUACGUGGGACUCCGAGGCACUGAGGAGCUGUCCCGGCAGUACAACAUCAACGUCUACACUCCCACCAUGAUGAUCUUCAAGGAGCACAUCGACAGGCCUGCUGACGUGGUGCAGGCACGAGACAUGAAGAAGCAGCUCAUUGAUGACUUCCUUUCCCAGAAUAAGUUCCUCAUGGUGGCCAGGCUCACCAACCAGAGGCUGUUCCAGGAGCUGUGUCCUGUGAAGAAGUCACACCGCCAGCGCAAGCACUGUGUGGUCUUGCUUACUGGAGAAGGUGACAAGUUUGCUGAGGCAUACGAGGCGUUUUUGAGUUUUGCUGUGGCCAACACCAAAGACACCCUGAGGUUUGUGCACAUCUACAGCGACCGGCAGCCGGAGUUUGCAGACACCUUGUUGAUGGACGAGGAGAAGUAUCGGGGAAAACCAGCCGUGGUCAUCUUGGAGAGACGCAACGAUGCCGGGAAGGUCGCCUAUAAAACCUUGGAGGAGGCCUGGCAAGGCAGCAAUGAGGACAACUUCAUCCUCCUGGAUCUCGUGGACCAGCUGAGGACAGACCCUGGCCUGCUCUCUGCAGAGACUGUCCUGGCAGACCUGAAUGAUGAGCUGGCUCCUAUGUUCCUUAUCCGAUGGCUCUACUCCACCCUGGAAUAUAUCACAGACUGCUGGGACAGUUUGUUUCACAGCAACUGGCGAGAAAUGAUGCCACUGCUGUCCCUGCUCUUCUCUGCCCUCUUCAUUCUCUUUGGCACUGUUAUUGUCCAGGCUUUCAGUGAUUCGAGUGACACGAGGGACUCUCUUCCUUCUGAGAAAGAAGAAACUGCCACAAAGACUGAGAAGAAUGACACGAGCUUCAGCAAAGAGAGUAACAGCAGGAUUCCCAAGAAGGGCUUUGUUGAGGUGACUGAGCUCACAGACAUCAACUACAACAGUAACUUGGUGCGCCUGAGGCCGGGUCACAUGAACGUGGUCUUGAUCCUGUCCAACUCCACCAAAACUGCCCUCCUCCAGAAGUUUGCCCUGGAAGUCUACACCUUCACAGGGAGCAGCUCUCUCCAUUUCUCCUUCCUCAGCCUGGACAAGCACCGAGGAUGGCUGGAGUACCUGUUGGAGUUUGCCCAGGAUGCAGCCCCCAUCCCAAACCAGUACGACAAGCAUUUCCUCGAGCGCGACUACACGGGCUACGUCCUGGCUCUGAACGGCCACAAGAAAUACUUCUGCCUCUUCAAGCCCCACAGAUCAGGGGAUGAGGGGGGGACCCUGGGAUCAGGUGAGGAUUAUGAUUCCUCACUACACACAGAAGCCAGAGGGAAAUCCUCCUGCAGCCCGGGAUCUAGAUCCAUUAAAAACAAAUUACACAAAUUGUCCUUCUGGAUGGAACGGCUCCUGGAGGGCUCCUUACAGAGGUUCUAUAUCCCCUCGUGGCCCACACUAGACUGAGGGAUCUUAAAGAGAUUCUAACAGACAAACUUUUUAUGAAGAUGACAAGGGCCAGCCCUUUCCAGGAACACACACACUGAAGUGUGACAAAUGGACCUUAGGUUUUAGAUGAACUCUCCUCGGGCCAGCAACUAGAAAAUAUCUCCCCGUGUCCGGAGCCCGGGAGCGCAACCGAGCGUGCCGGAAUUCCCUCCACCAACUCCUUUGUGCAUUUGGACAUCCUACUACUGAAGAGCCAAGAAGUCUGGUUUUCCCUUCUUGUCCUGCCACAUCUGCUUCCUGAGUCACCCCCAUGUUCCAUCUCGUUUUGCCUCAGUUGAAGAACAACCUGUGACUUCUCUGCCGCGGUGACUCGGCCUGGGACGAACGCGGCCGGUGAUGCAGGUCGGGUCGUGGUUCUCUCUCCCCUUCCCCAUCUGCUUGGCCUAUGGUGCAUGGUGCAAGACCCUGCAGACCCUCCCAGGCCCUGCCCUCCCCAGAGGGCCUCCUCCCACCAGGCAGUCCUGCUCUGUCAGCGUUCCCCAUGGUAAGUGAUUUAGAGUUGGGAGCUUCUCCCUCGUAGCAAACCUGUAGCUGGGACUCACCCGUGGUGUGGGCUCGUAGGUGAUCUGCAUGGUUCAUGCUCCUCCUGUUCCACAUGCAGCUUCACCAGCCAGAUCAUAACCAGGGAGGGAAGGGCUUUUGCACGGCCAUAACUACUGUAAAGGUGUUGAGCCAUUUAAAUGUCACAUUGGUUUUUUCAGAUGCCUUUCUGCUUCUGUCGAGUUUAGAUGAUGUCUCCUAGAGCCAUAACUUUGUGUCCUCAGAUUGUAGGUGUGAGCUGCUAUGAGCCAGUAGAUGUGUAAAAACCAAACCUCUACCUAGAUGCUAGGAGGCUCAGUCUGGGCUCCUUUCCAACACCCUGACAUUUGUAGUACAAACCAACCUUUCUUUGUAUCAAGGAACCCAAUUCUUUGUCACUUGUAUUCUUAAAACGUUGCCCCAGCAGGGCUGUUGCCAUCCAACCAUCGCUUCCCUGUGGGUGAGACAUGGGGCUCAGACACUUGGUUUCAGCCUCUCACUUGUCCCCUUCUUGCCACAAGACUUGGUUUCUCAACACAGAGGUUGCUGCUGCCUUGUGUUUUUCUUUGUUGCAGUUGAGGGUUGUGGGGUUUUUUUCCCCUUUUUUAGAAGUCUGUGUGAAGCUAGCAGAGCCUUCAGGCCCAGGGUUUGGUUCCUCCUCUGCUCUAGCAGUGCUCCCAGCUCUGAGCCUGCUGCCCAUCCCCUACAAAAUCCAGGAAUGCUCAAGUCAUGUUACUGCCUACAUCAGGUAGCUGCUCACAAACCCUUGGCUUGCUGCAUUCCCCCUGCCCUGGGAGCAGAUGGGCACGAUGCCACCACCACCACAACUCUCCGUGUAAAUGUACUUCCAAAUAAAGGCUGCCAUGCUUCCACCCCGCCCUACCUGAGGUUGCUUCCUUUGAGCUCAGCAGCUUGCACGAAUGAGGCACUGAAGCAGAGGGAAGGAAGACAAGGUCUUUUCCUUGCCCAGGAGCUCUGAGGUGCAUCUGUACUGCUGAAAUAGAGCAGUAGGGGGAAUGAAAGCCCAGCCUGGUGCUGCUAGAUUUCAUUUUCAUUGGGCCGUCGCACUCUUGUGCUUCCCCCCUCGUGCAGGACAUGGUUAGAAUAAGGUUGUAGCCCUGUGGAAGGCUCCACAUCACUUUUUUUUUAAAUGCUUGCAGAAGCAAAAAAUAAUACUCUCUGGGUCUCUGAUGUCUCUUCAGCCAGUCAGUAACCAGAAGAACAACCCUUGACAAGUUGGAAGAAGUGCCUAGCUGUGCUACAGCCCUGCCCCAAGUAGGAAGAUAGGGCCUUCAAAAUACACUUGUGUGCUGCACAACUGCUGCAAUCCUUGUUUAAAUUUUCUUUUUAGCACAGAUGACCUCCCCUGUUAGCCUGAACCUUGUUUAAGGAGUGCUUGGAGCAGUCCACCCUGGCCAGCAGUAGUUGAGAUGGUUCCUGUUGAGCUUUAACUCUGCCCUUCCCCUCCUUUAACCAGGUCAGACUCAGCUUGUGUCGCUCUUUUAUGGAAAAAACUUCUCUCAUGGGCUGAAGCAGCUGUUGUCACCCCCUCAUUCAGCUACCUUUGGUGUCCCUCAUGGAGCACUGGGUGCUCACCUCCUUGUAGGAGAGCCCAAAGUCCAUCUGUCCUCUCCCAGCAGUCACCAUUCCCCAAUAAUCCCCUACCCUGCCACCUCCAGCGGUCCCGCACCACGGCCCGCCUGACCCUUCUGCUGCUUUGCAUCCCAAGACUGAGGCAAUCCAGCCCCAGUGCACUGUUCCAGUGAGAUCCCAGCACUCACACACCAAUCCCAAGCUGAUCCAGGCCCUCACUGAAGGGUUGUACCAAAACUUCUCCCUGCAGCCAGCGUGCAGGGGCUGCCUCCCCUCUGCAGAGCACCCAGAGAGCCAGGGCACCAACAGCCUGAGAAGCAGGACUGCAAACUAGGUACAUAUUUUGCACUUUUGAUACUGGGGAGGGGAAAUUAACUUAUUUGGCAAACAUGUCUUUUUUUCUUUUAAUUUCGGGUGUGUUUUUUUGGUCUCUUUUUCUUUUUUUGAUUUGUAUCUGUGAACAGGCACUGAUGUCAUUUUGUUUUAAGACAACUACAGAUUCGCAACCAAAAUAAACUAUUUUAAUGUGGGGA